Molecule: messenger RNA, 459 nt
Organism: Dibothriocephalus latus
Lineage: Eukaryota; Metazoa; Platyhelminthes; Cestoda; Diphyllobothriidea; Diphyllobothriidae
Source: the annotation of a GenBank genome assembly
GGUUUUUUGGACAACAUAUGUCUGCUGUGUCGCACACUGGUGGAAAAGUUGAAUCUGACUCUACAACGCCUGCCUAAUUUGAAGGCGACUUCAUUUCUGCCACCUCCACCCUCACAGUCUUCGAUCUCCAACAGUGUUCCCUUACUCGCCUUGGAGGGUGGGAUGACUGGCGUCCGCGAAGAGGAUCGGCUCUGCAGAGGCCGCCAGCAGGCUUGGAAGGUCCUCACUGAGGAACUUGUUAUUCAGUUGGAACUACUGGACGAAGACGGCCCUGUGACGAAACCACUGGAAGGGGGAGAAGGAUUACCAGCAUCCUCUACCAUGGGGACAAAACAGAACACCAACUGCCUUCAACCUAUGCCAAAAUCCACACGGAGGGCCAAGAAACGAGUGGAGAAACAAAACGAUCAGCUCAAGGCCAACACGUACACCCGCAACUUUACAUUUGCUGAUCGAUAA